AGGAUGGUAAACAACGUCAGCUGAGACUCGCGGCUCCUUCCUCUUCCCCCUUUUUUUCAUUUUUUUUGACAAGAUGGAGAAAAACGUGCUGAAGAACGUCCAGGUUUGCACAGACACCAGUGACUGCGUCGAGCUGUCCCGCACGUCUGGCCUGUACCUCAAGCCCGAGGCGAGGGUCAGCAUCACAGUCACGCUCCCGCAGCUCAAGUCGGGGCAGUCCAUAUCGAAUUGGGAGGUCAUGGAGAAGCUGCGCUCUGCCAUUCUGCCGGAAGUGUUCACGGUUAUCAAGGUGACCAAGAGCACGCUCGAGUUCCUGAGAUUCGAUGCGGAAAUUGAGAACCGAAAGAAUCUCCCUCAAGUCAUCAGUAAAAUUGACCAGAAAGGCAUCAAGCUGAGUGGGUUCUCCGACCUCUUGAAGAUCAGAGCGACGGAGGCCAAGGCCCCCUUCCCCUCACGCCAUGACUGGGACAGCUACUUCAGGGACGCAAAGCACAUGAAUGAGAUGAAGCCAGGAGAGAGACCAGAUACAGUGCACUUCCAGGACCUUCCAUGCCGCUGGUUUGCACAUAUCAACGAUGCCGACACCAACAAGCCCAGCGAUUAUGUCCUCAGCAAAGUGAUGGCUUCCUUUGGGGAGAUCAGAGCGGUGGACAUCCCCCUCUGCGACCCGUACCGCAAGAAAAUGUCAGCCUCUAUCAAUGGUAUCAAGACCUUCAGCUUUGGUCAGGACUUGGUGUUUGAGGCUUAUGUGCAAUUCAAGGAGUACAUAGGCUUUGCCAAGUGUAUGCAUGCAUUGCAGGGCAAGAAGCUAGUCUUCCUUGAAGGGGACAAGGCAUGGAGUGCAACCAUAAAGGUGGACUUUGACAAGACCAAGCACCUGUCAGAGUACUCAAUCAAAAAACGCUCAGCUGAACGAGAAAAGCUACAGGCCGUAGAGCGUGAAGCUGAGGAAAAGCUGAUGAGAUUGGAGGAGGAAAGGAGGAUGAAGGAGGAACGCAAAGAAGCAAAAAAGAAGGAGAAAGAAUAUCGAAGGAAGGAGAGAGAGGAAAAGAGACGGAAGAAAAGGUUGAUGAAAGUGGAAGAGAAGAUAAAGAAGCAGGAAGAGGAAGAGGAAGCAAAACUCGCCAGGAAGAUUGCUUUGGAGGAGCGCAAGCUGCUAAUCGCCCAACGCAAACUGGAGAGCAUUCGACUCUUGGAUGAGCUUUUUGAGAGAAUUAAGGUUGGACGUCAGAAGGAGAUCGCCCAGAAGAGGGAGGAGGAGAUAUUCCGGCAUUUGGAUGAACACAACAAGAAGCAGGUGGAGGAGUUGAAGGAAAAAGAGCUGAAGGAACGCAGACACCAGGAGAAGCUGGCAGACCAAGAGCGAAUGCUGCGUGACAAGCUUGUCCGCUCGUACAAGUCCAGAGAGGAGGACCGGAUGGAACAGCAGCGUGAGAAAGUGCGCAAGGCUGUUCAGGGAAAGGUGCAGCUCCAGAGUGUCAUAUCAGCUGCAUCACUGUCCUCCAUCUCGACUGCCACAUCAGAGAGCGAUAGUGACUCUUCCUCUGAGUCUUCAGAUUCCUCGGCAUCUUCAGAAACAAAACAGGGCAAGCUGUCCACGGGUCGUCUUCGAAUGGAUCACAUGGAUGAAGAGGAGCAAUAUGAUGAGUAUGGGGCCUGGCACCAUUCCCAGGGCUCCCAGCACCACUACUACUCUUACUACGAGGGCUAUGGUGACUCAGAGGGCCACCCAUCUUGGGGCCAGGAUGAGGGUUUUGACCGUGGCAGGGGACGUGGAAGAGGCAGGUGGCGGUUCCCUAGAGGUCCGUGGAGAGGCCGCGGGUUCAGGGACCGAGGCAGGGGAUUCCGGGAUAGAGGUAGAUCCUUUAGGGGUUCUUGGAGCAAGUAUGGUCAGGAAAGGGAUGGGGCCAAACCACUGGAAGUUAACAAGCCUGUAACAACCUGGUACAAGAGAGGAAGUGACAACGAGCGUGAUGACAGUCGAUCCCAUUCCCGCUCAAAGUCUGGAUCAAAAAGCAGGAGCAGGAGCAGGAGCAGAAGACGUAGACACUCUAGCAGUGACGACAGGUCAAGCCGCUCCUCUAGAAGAAGGUACAAGCGAAGAAGUGAGCGCUACAGGAGGAGCAGCAGUAGGAAGAAAGAUGAAGAUAAGGAUGUAAAUUAUGAAGACCUAAGAGAAAGUGACCUGGAACUCUCCAGUGAUCCAGAAGAUGCCUGGAGAUAUGAAGAGGAAUAUGAGGAGGAUGAAGAGUAUUACGAAGAUGAAAAUGGGUACUACCCCCAGUAUCCCUCCCGUGCACGUGGUCGGGGAGGAUACAGAGGAUUCAGAAGGGGCUUCCGGGGACGGUGGCCCAGGUGGCGUGGGAGGGGGCGUGGAAGGGGUUAUUCCAGCUACUAUGACUACCCUGAGGAUUAUGAUUCUUGGAGGCAUGAUGAAGUUAGCACAAGGGACCAGUACCAAACCAUGUACCAGAAGUACUUUGAGAGUGUGGCUGACCGUGAAUCCUCCAGCAAGAGUGGACGUCCCCCAGAGGAGUAUGAUAAUAGGAAGGAGGGUGAUAACUAUCGGGAGAGAGAGGAAGGCCACAGGAGUAUGCACAAGGAGCGGGAACAGCCACAAGAAGACUAUGAAAGCAAUCACAGAGGCCAUCAUGAGUACAGUGAGGGGAGGAAUCCAGACAGACUAAGAACUCAGGACAGCUGGCCUAAUUUUGAGAAGAAAUGGAAGCAUGGUGCAGAGGCAAAGUCGGAAGAUAGGGAUAAUUACAACGAAACAAGCAGAAAGGCCCAAGCAUUUAACAGGGAGUUAAUGGACUCUGUACGUGGAAGGCGAGAGCCAGAGAGUAUGAGAGAACCAGAGGAUGUGGAAAGCCGGAGACAUGGUGAAAGAGAAAACUUGAGACAAAGGCUCAGCAGGGAGAGAACAAAACCCUACAGAGAAGAGAGAGACAAUAACAGAAAGGACCAUACAGUGAGAGAGAGUCUGCAGGAUAGCCGACGAGAUCGCAGCUAUGAGAGAGAUGGACAGAUAUCAAGUGCGAUUGUCAAAAGCAGUGGCAGUGAAAGGAGAUAUGGUGAUAAGUCUGUUUAUGAAAAAGAACGAGACAAAGACCGUAAUGGUGACAGUAAAUUGACUCUCGGUGGAAGAACCAAGUGCUAAGAGCGGACAUUGAGAGAGAUAGGAAACGAGAAGUUUCUGUGAAAGAUAGAUUGAGUUUUGGAAAUGUGAAAAGCAAUAGUGAUACUGAUCGCAUUAAUAAUAGGUUGAAAUCAAUUGCUGAACAAGGUGCCUUUAAGCAUAAACAGGUGGACAUUGAGACUAGGGGUGCACGUGAUACAGAGCGCAGGGACCUGAGACCCUGGCAUAAUACUGACUCAAGUGAAAGUAGACGGGAUUCAAAGCCCAGUGAUCCUAGAAGUAGGCGUGACAUUUUGUAUAACAGUGGUAGAGACAGGCAUGAGACUGACCAUGGGGGAAGUAAAGAGAGAGGGGAUGAAGUUGGCGAAAGUAGGAAGAGACGGGAUCACGAGAGAGUUUCCGUGAGGGAAAGUUCUGAAAGGGAUGAAGAGUCAAACGAAAGUGAUUCUGAUAGAAAGAGGCACCACAGUGAU
Penaeus monodon (black tiger shrimp) is the source of this 3612-nucleotide messenger RNA. It is a transcript of the gene Xe7, whose product is annotated as A-kinase anchor protein 17A-like. The record is from RefSeq and is a predicted model, not a curated record. NCBI's taxonomy places the organism in Eukaryota, Metazoa, Arthropoda, Malacostraca, Decapoda, Penaeidae.